AUGUUGGCCACAUCGACGGGCUGCGUGCCCCUACGGCGCGCGGUCGCUCAGCAAAGAAAGAACUUGCAGAGGGCGUACCACGACCUCGUCAACUUGCCGAAGAAGGGCCCUGUGGUUUCAUAUGGCCCACCUGGGCGGAGCGCGACGACGGGCCAUGUCGCUACUGUUUUUGGGAGCACAGGGUUCUUGGGGAGGUACACUGUCGCGAAGCUUGCGAAGGCUGGUACGCAGGUGGUCAUUCCGUACCGUGAGGAGGACGAGAAGCGGCAUUUGAAGCCCAUGGGUGAUCUCGGCCAAAUCGUCAUGAUGGAAUGGGACCUGCGGAAUGAGGACCAGAUUGAGGAGUGUCUGAGACAUUCCGACAUCGUCUACAACCUCGUCGGCCGAGAAUACCCAACCAAGAACUUCAGCUACGACGCGGUGCACGUCCAGGGCGCAGAGCGCAUCGCCAAGAUCGCGGCGAAGGUCGGGGUCCCGCGGCUCGUGCAUGUCUCGCACCUGAACGCGUCGCACGACUCGCCGUCCGAGUUCUACAAGUCCAAGGCGCGCGGGGACGACCUCGUGCGCGAGGCGUUCCCCGACGCGACGAUCGUGCGCCCCGCGAUCAUGUUCGGCUACGAAGACAGGCUCCUGAACAACAUGGCUCUCUGGCCGAUCUGGUGGAAGCUCAACGAUAUGGCGACGAAGAUCCGCCCCGUGCAUGUCUUCGACGUCGCACAGGCGCUCGCCAAACUCAUCUCCGUGCCCUCGCUCCCGGGCGUACUGAACCUGCCCGGGCCGUCGCAGCUCACGUACGAGUACCUGCUGGCGCUCGUCUCGAGCGUGACAUACAACCCGCCGUCGCGCGCGCCCAUGGUGCCCAAGGCUGCCGCGCUCGCGCUCGCCAAGGUCGCGCAGGCGGUGUGGUGGCCCGCGCUGAGCCCGGACGAGGUCGUGCGCCGGUACAUCGACGACGUCGACGUACCCGGCGACUGGGAUAAGGUCGGCGUCGUCCCGGAUGAGGUCGAGCAGCAUGCGAUUUCGUACCUCCGGCGGUACCGCUCGGCGGAGAACUUCACCCGGCCCGUUGUCUUCCCUUCCUCCCGGGAUGCCGAGUAUGGGUAUUAA
Messenger RNA from Rhodofomes roseus, 1107 nucleotides. Its product is annotated as NADH dehydrogenase. The transcript is spliced from 9 exons. The record is from RefSeq and is a predicted model, not a curated record. The coding region runs from base 1 to 1107 and encodes 368 amino acids. Gene Ontology annotation, cellular component: mitochondrion. Lineage: Eukaryota; Fungi; Basidiomycota; Agaricomycetes; Polyporales; Fomitopsidaceae. Gene Ontology annotation, molecular function: protein-containing complex binding.